This is a messenger RNA of Pteronotus mesoamericanus, 4470 nucleotides long. It is a transcript of the gene NUS1, whose product is annotated as NUS1 dehydrodolichyl diphosphate synthase subunit. Gene Ontology annotation, cellular component: dehydrodolichyl diphosphate synthase complex; endoplasmic reticulum membrane. The record is from RefSeq and is a predicted model, not a curated record. Bases 138 to 1019 code for a protein of 293 amino acids. NCBI's taxonomy places the organism in Eukaryota, Metazoa, Chordata, Mammalia, Chiroptera, Mormoopidae. Gene Ontology annotation, molecular function: ditrans,polycis-polyprenyl diphosphate synthase [(2E,6E)-farnesyl diphosphate specific] activity. The transcript has 5 exons.
UGUAGACAGUAGAAACGGGUUCAGGCGUGGGGCAGGAGAACUGGGAGCGAUGGCUCGCGGCGGCCGCAGGGGUAGAUAAAAAGCCAUCGCGCCGCAGGUGUGGGAGGGAGGGUAGGACAGCCUGGCGCCACGAGAGUAUGACGGGGCUGUACGAGCUGGUGUGGCGGGUGCUGCACGCUUUGCUCUGCCUGCACCGCACGCUCACCUACUGGCUCCGCGUUCGGUUCGGCACCUGGAACUGGAUCUGGCGGCGCUGCUGCCGCGCCGCCUCCGCCGCGGUCCUAGCGCCGCUCGUCUUCACUCUUCGCAAGCCCCCGGCAGUAGGCAGGAACCGCCGUCAGCACCGGCACCCGCGAGGGGGGCCGGGCCUGGGCGCAACCCACCCCCGGCUGCGCUGGCGGGCGGACGGCCGUUCCCUGAAGAAGCUCCCUGUGCACAUGGGCCUGGUGAUCACCGAGGAAGAGCAGGAGACCAGCUUUUCGGACAUCGCAAGCCUCGUGGUGUGGUGCAUGGCCGUGGGCAUCUCGUACAUUAGUGUCUACGACCACCAAGGUAUUUUCAAAAGAAAUAACUCCAGAUUGAUGGAUGAAAUUUUAAAACAACAGCAGGAACUUCUGGGCUUAGAUUGUUCCAAAUACUCGACAGAGUUUGCAAAUAGUAAUGACAAAGAUGAUCAAGUUUUAAAUUGCCAGUCGGCAGUGAAGGUCCUGUCCCCAGAAGAUGGAAAAGCAGAUAUUGUACGAGCUGCUCAGGAAUUUUGCCAAUUAGUAGCCCAGCAGCAAAAGAAAUCCACAGAUUUGGAUGUACAUAUGUUAGACAGUUUACUUAGUUCAAAUUGUUUUCCUGAUCCUGAUGUAGUAUUGAAGUUUGGGCCUGUGGACAGCACACUAGGCUUUCUUCCCUGGCACAUCAGGUUGACUGAGAUUAUUUCUUUGCCUUCUCACCUAAACAUCAGAUAUGAGGACUUUUUCUCAGCACUUCGUCAAUAUGCAGCGUGUGAACAGCGCCUGGGAAAGUAGUGCUCCUUGGUUGCACAAUUUGAUGUCAGGCUUUUGGAGAAAAGGACCCAAGUGACUCUGAUGUUUACAAAGCACCUAUGAAACCCUAUACACACCUAGUUCAUAAUCCUCAUAAUUUAUCAACAAACACAAAAAAGUGUCUUACUUGAGACUAAGUAUGUAUGAGUGUAUAUGUGUGUGUAUGUAUGUGUGUAUGGAAAUAAACUUAAAAAUGGGAAGUAUUGGAGAAGGAAAUACAUGAACUUGCACAUUUGAGCAAAUAGCAGUAAUAUAAGAGCUGAAAUUUCAGCUUUAAAGGCUUCAGCCCCAACUACUUCCCUGUUUUUGUAGGGAGAGGAGUGGAUGUUUAGAGCUGUUAGUUUAUUAUUUGGGGGGCGGGAAUCAGUUUUUUUCUUUUUCAGUCUCUCCUGGUGACCAAACUUUAAUUUUUAAGAAUAAUAUAUUGACUAAUUAAACAGAAGCAUUCUAAGUUUGAGGGAUUUCCAGAGGAAUGGAGUUCUGCGUUGCUCACAUGUUAAAAAUUUGCUCACCAUUGGAGCGGAGGGAAUACCUGUUUUCAGAUAAUCCGUCCAUUUUCAUCUCAUCAUUGUCAAACUGUGACUUGAGAGUAUUGAUCUGUUGUCUUUGUUCCGGGUUGUGAGGAUCAUUUGAAAAAGAACUCUUACAACAUUGAAAGGCAGAAUUAAAAAAAUUUUAUGUAUUAGGCAGUUCAAGAAAGGUGAAGAAGUGGUAACCUUAAAAGUAAAGGUGAAAAGUUUCCUAAAAAAGGAAAGAAGGUUUGGAUUUUCUUCUUUGUUUGGUGCGCAGUGUGCUACAUAGUAUCCAAAGCUGGUUAAAAAAAUAUUGCCAUUAACUAUGUUUAUUUAAAAUAAACAUUUGAGGGAAGUUACAAGGCAGCUCUUUUCCCCACAAGUAACCUGUUCCUCUCUGGAAUAGCACAUUUAGGACCACGUCAGUACGCAGGACUUUUACUCAGUAAAUCCCGAUGGUGACUGUGUAUAACAGAUCUUUAAGUAAGAUUGAGGUCUGUGUAGGUAAUAAAACAUCACCAAAGUCUACAAAAGUAAAUUUUACAUGUUCUCUUUCAUGACAGAGAACAGCACUGGUUCUGUUAUUUUUUAAAUGAAUAAUUUUUUGAUAGGUGUUUCAUAUUUCCCUCACUGACGAUCCUUGGACAGAAACCAUUCUUUAUAUUUGGACAGUUUUCAGAAAAAUCUUACCAACGAGUAUAUAAUAGUUAUCUAAAAUUGUACAUUUAGAAUGGGGAAGUUUAAAUACAGGUCUCAGAAGUCUGCAAAAUAGAAGAGAAGACUGGAUUUGUAAAGUGAGAUCUGGAAUUGCCUUUCAGAUUAAAAAGGUAUAAAGAAUAAAUGUUUCAAUUUUGGAUUACAAAACCCCACUUAAGAUUUUCAAAAUAUACUUGAAAUAAAAUGAUUAAACUAAAUUUUGGUUUAGUGACACUACUUUCCGAUUCAUAGUUCCUUAUACACUGUAAGACUUUUUUUUUUUUUUUUAAAGUCAGCUUAUUGCUAAGAGUUUUGUGUGAAGCUGUAGCAUGUCUCUAAGCUUUACCAGAGAAUUUUUGACUUCCGUUCCCCUGUACUGUGGUCCAUAUUCUGUUGAGGCUUUCUUUGGCCUUAGUUUAAGACUGAAUUUAUGCUUUUUAUAAAUGUUGUCUUUUUUAAACAUUCUGGAAUAUGUAUAGCUUUAAUGAAUAAAAUUUAAUGGGCCCAACUGAAAUGAUUUAAUAUUUGUAAAAUGAAAUUAGUCAAAUAAAUUACCCACUGGAAUAUAGCCUAAGUCAUUAAAGGUUUAAUAGUUGUCUUUGUCCUUUAUUUCCUUCCAUUUUAUAGCAGUGUAGUGUUAUACAUCAGAGUAAAUCUAUAGCCUGGAACCUGAGUCUAUUAUAGGCCUAGGGAGAGUCCCUUAAAAUAAGUCACUAAAGAUUCUGAAUUCAGGUGGAGGCAUUCCAGAUGCUUCUCAUGUGCUCAACUACUAGUACAAUCUCCACAGCUUGAAUGGCAUUGGUCAUUCUGUAAUUCCUGCCAAAAUUAUCACUAGUUAGGCAUUUUUGGAGCUCCCUUUGUACUCCCAAGAAGUAGUAAUUUUAAAGUGUUCUUUUUAUGUCUGUUGGAGGAUAUUUAAGUUGUUUCUCCUUGACACUCCCCCACAAUGGAGAAGUUACCAGAUUAAACCUACAUUAUAAAUGGCAUCUUGGAGCAUAGCAAGAAGUCGGAGAGGGUUGGAAUUCCAGUCCCAAUUCUGGUUUGGUUUUGUUUCUUAAAAAUUGUUACUAUUGUAGAGUUUGAAAGCUGGUUUUGAUGUGAAUAGCAAGGUGCGGUAUAUUGUUCCUAAGGCCUAACAAUGCCUGUUAAAAGAGAGUUGUUGGUCAGUGCCAAAUACACUGUGCACAUAUCUACAAAUUAAUCUUUGAAUGUAUGUUACUUGACACCUCCCUCCUGUUGUGUGUUGACACCAUGUAGAGUCAAGUCCUUGUGAUGUCCUGUAUGGCUGUAGACUUGGGUGACAUGUAAAUAAUGUGUAAAGCAAGUUUUUAUGAUUAAGGAAACAAAUUUAUUGAAUUUUAUGAUUGAAAUUUGAAACUUAACAUGUAUGAACAAAAACAAUAAAAGAAUAUACUCUUUUCAUGGACUAUAGUAUUAUCUGAAUGCUACAUUUAUUCUAAACAUUUAGGACUUGCAGAAAUGUAAUGAGAAACUGCUAAGACUGGAUAGCAAUACUAUUUUUUUAGAUGAUAUGUUCUUGAUUGAAAUAUAUUCUCAUUUCUCCCAGGUUAUACAUUUGGAAUCUUACGAUGUUAUUUGAUUUUUGCUAUAUAACAGCGAUAUAAAAUUCAUCUUUACCAUUGCUAGAAUUGUCAAAAUUCCACCGUAAUUAAAAUCAGAAUUGAUUUUUACUGAAUGUAGAAUGCCAAAUUUAAAAUGUAUAUGUGUAUCUUUUAAAAAGAAACUUGACAGUUUCUGUCGAACCAGAAAAUAGAAGGUUAAGUGCUAUCAUGUGUCAUACAUAGCAUAGAGUUUCAUUUUCCGACUUGACAAUGUAAUUAUAAGAUGGCUUUUAUGUGUAAUUUUCAUCUGAAAUCAAAUUCUUCAAAGAUCACAUUUUAACUUUGGUUAAUAGGAAAUCCUUUCACAAAAAGUAGUGUAGGAAAAGCUCAGGAUAGUUUGAAAUACCCCAGGAAACAGAUUAGUAUCAGCGGUUUUCCGAGAAUCCUAGUUGAUAAAACUGGUGGGAGGGGGGUGCAAAAAGAAUUUGCUUAAGGUUUAAAAACCCUAAUUUAUUGUAGGGGGGAAAAAAUGAAAACAUUUGGGGACCUGAAAAAAAAUAACUCAAAAUACCAUCGUUCAUUGAUUACGUUUUUGGUGACAAUCCUAGAAUUCUUUUGUACUUAUAUUUAAAAAAAAAAAAAUGGAUGCUACUGUAACAGGUU